This is a messenger RNA of Apiotrichum porosum, 885 nucleotides long. RefSeq lists its product as uncharacterized. The coding region runs from base 1 to 885 and encodes 294 amino acids. The transcript is spliced from 4 exons. The record is from RefSeq and is a predicted model, not a curated record. Lineage: Eukaryota; Fungi; Basidiomycota; Tremellomycetes; Trichosporonales; Trichosporonaceae.
AUGCCCUCCGUCCUCCUGUUCUCGGGUCUCCCGCUCGACGUGCGCGAGCCCGAUCUCGCCGAGCUCCUCACCGCCGACCCGACGCGCCUCCCCGCCGCCUCGGUGGCCGUGACGGCGCUGCACAACAGCGCGGGCAAGUUUCUCGGCACGUUCCUCGUCGAGGUCGGCAGCGACGCGGAUGCCGAGCGCGUGAGGCUGCAGUACUCGGGCCAGGUCAUUGACGGAUCCCACUCUCUCGCGGUGCACCACGUCCUCCCCAAGACGCACGCCCACCCGUCCGUUGCGCCACCCAAGUCGGUCGCGCAGCGCAUUAUCCCCAAGCUCGGCGCGCCCGCCAAGCCUGCCCAGCUGGCCAUGCAGCAGGCUCAGCAGCAGCAGCAGCAGGGCGGCAGGCAGCAGGGCCGCAAGGCCGCGGCUGGCGGAAGCAGCGGUGCCGAAGCCAAGCCCCCCGGUAUCCAGCUGCUCUCGCGCCUGGGCAAGGCUGGCAAAGCCGGCGAGAAGGAGAGGCAGAAGCUCCUGAAAAAGCCCUCGACACCAGGCGACGCCCUCCUCUCGCGCCUGGCAAAGACCAAGGCGACCCAGAAGGCGUCCCCGACCAAGACCGCCGGCGGCGGCGGCGGCCGGGCCAAGCCCCCGACCCCGUCCGCCGCGUCCAAGGCCAAGGCCAAGACGAAGAAGACGGGCGCCGGCCGCGGCGCAGGUGCCGCAAAGGUCGCGCGCGCAAAGGCCGACGCCGGCGGAAAGAUGGAUGUCGACAGGCCCGCAGUGGGUAACGUCAAGUCUCAGGCUCAGCCCCAGGCUCCGGCCCAGCCCCAGGUCAAGACGCAGGCGCAGCUCGACGAGGAGAUGCGCGCGUACGAGCGUGCGCGCCGGUUCGGCGCGUAG